CUGAGGCACAGGGACCAUAAGGAGCCGUCUGGGACUGCACUUUGUACUCACAGUGGAUGCUGCUCUCUAUUCCAUGGAUCUGAUCUUCUCCCUCUAAACCUGCAGGAUUUGUCCCCAUUUAUUGCUCCCUGCCUGGGAGUUGCCACAUUGCUUUUCUCUUGGAUCCUUCUCUGGACGUUGCACACAUGUUGGUACACGCGUACUCUGCCAUGGAUCGCUCUGAAGCGCUGAAUGGAGCAGCCAGUGGCGGCCGACUUUCCCAGCUCUCAUCGCUCAACCAGGGGCCCUACAGCUCGGCCCCUCCACUAUGCCACACGCCAGCUUCGGACUUUCAGCCCCCCUACUUCCCUCCCCCGUACCCCCAACCUCCUUUAUCUUACUCCCAGAGUCAGGAGUCCGGAUACCCACACCUUGGGGACCCCUACAGCAGCAUCAACUCCAUUCACCAGCACCAGCAGCCAUCCUGGCACACCCCGCGGAGCCGGCAGGAAGAGACAGGGCUCCUGUCCCAAACGCACAGGGGGCUUAGUUUGGACCCAAGGAGAGACUACGGGGGGAUGUCCCGCCUUAUCCCUGGUUUGACAGAUGGGGGGCACAGCCUGGCAGACAGCUCCCUGUCCAUCCAUGCCCUUUCUCAUCACAGCUUGGAAGACAUGCAGUCUUUGGACGAAUCAGGUGUCAGUAUAUUGGACCAGUCGGUGAUUAAAAAAGUUCCCAUUCCAUCAAAGAACAACGGCAGCAUGAUGUCCGCCCUAUCCAUGCAUAAAGAAAGUCUUAUCGGCGGGGUGACUAAUCCAAAUGAAGUUUUCUGCUCAGUCCCUGGACGUUUGUCCCUCUUGAGUUCCACUUCAAAGUACAAAGUGACAGUGGGAGAGGUUCAAAGGCGUCUUUCACCCCCAGAGUGCCUCAAUGCAUCUCUUCUUGGAGGCGUUCUCAGGAGGGCAAAGUCAAAGAAUGGUGGACGCUGCCUCCGAGAACGGUUGGAAAAGAUUGGACUGAAUUUACCAGCAGGGAGGCGCAAAGCAGCAAACGUGACUCUAUUGACGUCACUCGUGGAAGGUGAGGCUGUACAUCUUGCACGGGAUUUCGGCUACGUCUGUGAAACCGAGUUCCCAGCUAAAGCUGCUGCUGAAUACCUCUGCCGGCAGCAUUCUGAUCCCACAGAGCUCCAUGCAAGAAAAAACAUGUUGCUUGCAACCAAGCAGAUCUGCAAGGAGUUUGCUGACUUGUUAGCCCAGGAUCGCUCCCCUCUUGGGAACAGUCGUCCAUCCCUCAUACUGGAGCCGGGUGUUCAGAGCUGCCUGACACACUUCAGCCUAAUCACACAUGGCUUUGGUGGGCCAGCCAUAUGUGCUGCCCUCACAGCUUUCCAGAACUAUCUACUGGAAUCACUUAAAGGAAUGGACAAGAUCUUCAUGAGUAGCACAGGAAAUGGACACUCAGCAGCAGAAUCCAAAUCAUCGGAAAAGGACAUUAAGCAUCGGAAAUAGCCACUAGGUGCGAGGAGCCAAGAUGGAAGGUGGCUGGAAAAGGGAAGGUGAUUUCUGUAAGAGAAAAGACUUUCUUCUUUGGAUAUUCCAGGAGAUGAACUGAAUACAUGUCCACUUUACUAACUGAAUUGACAGUUUUAUGUAAUAAAAUUAGUCCAUAAGGUGGAAGGACAGAAAUUGAAUUGCAUCAUGCUGGGCUGGUGUAGAGGUCCCUCUGCAGAAUAAAAAGGGGGCAAACUCCAGUUUUAUCUAAAGAGAAUAAUAAUGGACAGUUACAACAAUUUAAAAAAACAGGAUUCAGCAUUGAGAUUCCCAUCAGUCCUAUCUAAAACCAGCACUGGUGCUAUGUGGGUUUGUGGAAACACAACUUUGAUCCCGAGUACACAUGCAAGUCAAAACUUUGCACUGCCAUUUACUGCCAUUUUACUUUGACUUCACAAUACAUAGAAAAUUUAAUAAAUAAUGUGAGCCAUAUUUUACUUUUGCUGAGCCAGGGCCUAUAAAAUGAAAGAGGGCCCAAGAUACUGGCUGGCAGCUGAAUUUUUUGGGAAGCCCCCAUGUGGCCUGAGGAUCCUGUUUUUGGCAUCCAAGUAUGUUGCACAGUUAAAAAAUAAAUCCUUACAUAGAUAAUUUUCUGUGUUUGUAAAUGUGUUUAGAGGUGUUUUAUAGAUUAUACCCAAGGUCCUUUUAUUUGGCCCACCUUCAAGACACCCAAUCUGUAGGACCCUUACCUUCUACAUGACCCAUACUGAUUAGGAUUUACUGUGCUCCUCGUUUGACCCUUUUAUUAUGAAAUAUUAUUAUGAAAUAGUAUUGCCCUGAUUCAGACUAUUAAUUAAGCACAUCACAAUCAUUCUGGCAGUUUUUUUUAAAUCUCUUGUUAUUAUUUAAACCUAGAAGACAUCCUUAUUCCCAGUGAGUAUGAACUUUUUGCUAAUUAACCUUUUGGGCCUAAGGAGGAAAAGAACAUGUCACUUGCUUCAGUCUGGGUCCAACUGUUUACAGUACAAAAAAUACUUUUUCUCAAAAGCUUGACACCAAGGAACUAGCAUUGGGAAAUGCCUUUGGGUUACUGAUUCACCGGCCAAAUGAACACUAGAGAGACUUUUGUACAUAUUUAUUUAUGUGUAAUUAUAUGGGGGUGUUUAAAAGAUGUUCAGUGCAAGUUAUUUAUAAUCAGAGUGAAUUUGGGAUAUUGUUAUUAAUAUUUGGGAUAUUUACCCCACCCUACACCAGGCGGGGGGUGCUAAAGCAUUCUGGAGGAUUAGUCAUUUCACAGACACCUCUGUUGUUGUAAAAAAAAACACAAAGAAAAAAAAAUGAAAACACCUUGUCAUUAAUAAAAAAAAAGUAAAAAUCAGUUUAAAGUCA
Messenger RNA from Xenopus tropicalis (tropical clawed frog), 2861 nucleotides. It is a transcript of the gene tfap2e, whose product is annotated as transcription factor AP-2 epsilon. Lineage: Eukaryota; Metazoa; Chordata; Amphibia; Anura; Pipidae. The record is from RefSeq and is marked provisional. Gene Ontology annotation, biological process: regulation of DNA-templated transcription. Gene Ontology annotation, cellular component: nucleus. Gene Ontology annotation, molecular function: DNA-binding transcription factor activity.